This is a messenger RNA of Culex pipiens pallens (northern house mosquito), 2707 nucleotides long. Its product is annotated as peptide transporter family 1-like. Gene Ontology annotation, biological process: transmembrane transport; oligopeptide transport. The transcript has 6 exons. Gene Ontology annotation, cellular component: membrane. Lineage: Eukaryota; Metazoa; Arthropoda; Insecta; Diptera; Culicidae. Gene Ontology annotation, molecular function: dipeptide transmembrane transporter activity. The record is from RefSeq and is a predicted model, not a curated record. Bases 335 to 2512 code for a protein of 725 amino acids.
GUCCGUCAGCAUGGUCCGCGCUCGCUCGCGAAUCUUAUUAAAAAUUCAUUUACUAUAGGCUGCUAGACAUUAUGGUAAAACCGUAAAACACUCCGACGCGUUGGUUCAGUCUUGCAACAGCCGACGAGGCGCGAGCAGACCGUAGCCAGAAGAUCAGAUUCGAUUUAGCAAGCGCGUCCGAUCAAUUACAGUGUCGAUUGGCGAUGCAUGAUCCGGAGGAAACAAUACAUAAUUGCAAGUGAAACAAAAAAAAACAAAAAAAAGUGUGCAACAACAUAAAAACAUAGCAAAGUGAAGCAGACAACACAAAAGUGCAGCGCGAAAAUCAGGCAAAAUGGUUUCGACGCGAUUUGAAGUUUCUAACUCACCGCCCGUGCGGUACCCCAAGUCAAUAUUUUUCAUCAUCAGUAAUGAGUUCAGCGAGCGCUUCAACUACUAUGGCAUGCGAACUGUCCUCGCGCUCUACCUCACCCAGAAGCUCAACUACGAUGACGACACGGCCACCGUAAUUUACCACAUCUUCACCAGUUUGGCGUACUUUUUCCCCCUCAUGGGGGCUAUCCUCGCCGACAGUUGGCUGGGGAAGUUCAAAACCAUCCUUUAUCUAUCCAUUGUGUACUGCAUCGGGAGCACGCUGAUAGCGCUGGGUGCAAUUCCACCGCUGAACCUGCCGGCAACGUCAAUGACCGUGCUGGGGUUGCUGUUUAUAGCGGUGGGCUCUGGUGGUAUUAAGCCUUGCGUUUCGGCGUUUGGGGGCGAUCAGUUCAAGCUGCCGGAACAGGCCGUCCAGCUGGCCAAGUUCUUCUCGUUGUUUUACUUUGCCAUAAACGCGGGUUCGCUGAUUUCGACCUCGUUGACGCCGAUUCUGCGCGAAGAUGUGCACUGCUUCAACGAUCCGGACUGCUUUUCGCUGGCGUUCGGAGUUCCGGCGGUGUUGAUGAUUCUGUCGAUCUUUGUGUUUGUCUGUGGCAAGUCGAUGUACAUGAUCAAGAAGCCGGCCGGAAACAUGGUCGUGCUGGUGUUCAAAUGUAUCGGGAAUGCACUGUCGACUAGGAUGAAGGAACGCGAGGUUAACCCGCGGAGUCACUGGUUGGACUAUGCCGAAACCAAGUACGGUCGGAAGAUCGUAGCGGACAUCAAGUCGUUGAUGAAGAUCUUGGUGUUGUACAUCCCAUUGCCGGUGUUCUGGGCGCUGUUUGAUCAGCAAGGAUCUCGUUGGACGUUCCAAGCAACUCGGAUGAACGGAGAAAUUGGAGCGUUCACGAUCAAGCCCGAUCAGAUGCAGGUCAUCAAUCCGCUGUUGAUCCUCGCGUUCAUCCCGUUCUUCGAAGGUCUCGUGUAUCCUAUUUUGGAGAAGUUGGGUGUUCGAACGCCCCUUCAGAAACUUACCUUCGGUGGUAUCCUAGCUGGAGCUGCCUUCGUCCUUUCCGGAUUCGUCGAGAUCGCCCUCGACAAGACCAACGCCGUAAUGCCAGCUCCGCAUGAAUCUCAACUACGAAUCUACAACGGUCUACCGUGCGACUAUCACUUUAAGACCGACGUACCCAACUCUAGCAACUUCACCGUCCAAUCCCUCGGAGCAUUCGAGAAUAUCCACGUCAACACAAUGCAAAACACGACCUUCCGUUUCACCGCCACCACCAACGAAACGUUCUGCGUGAAGGCCAACAUGUCUACGAUCAACGGAACGUUCUACCUCCAACCGGGACACUCGAUCAGCCACUUUAUCAACCAAAAAGCCAACAAAGCAAAUCUCCAGCAGUACACCGACUCCGUGGAGAAAGACAAACGUGGCCUACCUCGGAUUCGAAUCCUCGCCAACAUCAAAUCCACUGCCAAGGUCCUGCUCAAAAACAACUGGUACAAGGACUCGCAUUACAACGUUACACUCAACAAAAUCGACCAACUAUCAGUAGCUGACGGAGAAUACGACAUCUUCAGCCACAACGGGACGCGCAAGAUCGCCUCGAUGAAGCUUGAGCUUGGGGGAGUCUACACCAUAAUUCUUCACGAAGUUUUGGAGAACGAAUUUAUGCUUCAACGACACACCGUGACUCCCUCCAACUCGCUGCACAUGCUCUGGCUGGUCCCGCAGUACGUGGUCAUCACCGCCGGCGAGGUAAUGUUCUCGAUCACCGGUCUGCAGUUUUCGUACUCGCAGGCGCCCGAAAGUAUGAAGUCGGUCAUCCAGGCGUUCUGGCUGCUCACCGUAGCGUUCGGUAACAUGCUCGUGGUGUUCAUUGCCGAGGCCAAGUUUGUGCAGUCCCAAUCGGUCGAGUUCUUCCUGUUUGCGAUCCUCAUGUUCCUCGAUAUGGCGCUGUUUAUGAUCCUGGCGACGCGCUACAAGUAUUCGGACUCCUCGAGCGAUGAUGUUGACGAUGUCGAAACGGGUGACUUUAAGAAGCCCGAACCGCUGGACCAAGUGCCGUCCAAGCUGGACCAAGGACCGCUGGAGAAGGGAUUGGAAAACGUAAAGUCUACCUACACAAACGAAGCGUACCGAGAAGACUGAGGGCUGUGAAAAAAUGAAAAUUGUAUUUUUUGUUGGUGAUUAUUGAUCGUCUUUCGCAAUUUAUUCCUUUCCGCGCUACAAAUCUCGAAUCGGAAAUAACAGGUCUCAUUCAAUGUUGCAUGUCAUAAUGAUUUCUUUAAUUUAAAGAAAAUUUAUUUGUUAAUUGAUCCUAAUUAUAAUAUAGUUUUAUCGUAA